Phyllopteryx taeniolatus (common seadragon) is the source of this 1846-nucleotide messenger RNA. Its product is annotated as nanos homolog 1-like. Gene Ontology annotation, biological process: negative regulation of translation; oogenesis. The record is from RefSeq and is a predicted model, not a curated record. NCBI's taxonomy places the organism in Eukaryota, Metazoa, Chordata, Actinopteri, Syngnathiformes, Syngnathidae. The transcript has a single exon. The coding region runs from base 80 to 769 and encodes 229 amino acids. Gene Ontology annotation, molecular function: mRNA binding; zinc ion binding. Gene Ontology annotation, cellular component: perinuclear region of cytoplasm.
GUCGACGGCCCCGCACGCUGCAACCUGGAGGAGGAGGAGGAGAAGCUCCCGCAAGGGCCCCCAUGCUGAGCCCGUCGCGAUGGAUUUGGUGCAGCGCGGCUACUUGUCUCCGUGCGACCACACGUUCAAUUUCUGGAACGACUACCUGGGCUUGUCCACCCUGGUGGCCCCGCCGAGGCGGCCCCGGAGCCCCGACGCCAUCACGGAGUCCCCGAAAACCAGGUUGGGCUCGGACGACUCGCCCUACGAGCUCUGCGAGCGCAUCUCGCUGCUGCGUCGGCGGCGGCCGCUCGCCGGGGACGGGGACCGCGCGCUCGGCUACGCGGGGAUCGGCUGCCCGCCGAUGUGUGCGGAGGCUCCGGAGGCCCGCGGACGCUGCAAGCGGGCUCCGCGCGGCAAGCCAGACGCCAGGCUGUGCGUGUUUUGCCGCAAUAACGGCGCCCCGGAGGAGGUGUACGGCAGCCACAUUCUGAAGACGGCGGACGGCCGGGUGCUGUGCCCCGUCCUGCGGGCGUACACUUGCCCGCUGUGCGGCGCCAACGGGGACAGCGCGCACACCGUCAAGUACUGCCCGCUGGCCGCCUGCAGGGAGCCGCCCGGCGGGGGGCACGACGGGGUCGCGCCGGCCAGAGGAGGCAGGGCGCCGGGCUCAAACUCUUCUCCUGAAAUCUCCGCCUGUCCGAGGAUUUGGGGGGUAAAAACGAACUUUCGUGACGUUCCCAAACAUUCCCAAUCGCUAACAAGAGACAAAGGCAUCUCGUUUCUCUGAUUGGUUAUCCCAUUUGAACACAAUGAAGUUUAAUCCGGAUCCGAUCCAGAUUGCUUGCACAUUUGGACAAAAUGUAAAUGGAACAUGUUUCAGACAAGAGACCCAAUUUUCCACUUUUUUGUUUGUUCGGAGGGGGGGGGGGGGGGUUGACACAAGUGCUGUCAUAACAUGUUCCAAAACUUGAUCUGUUUGAGCUCAAAUAAUCUUUUGUCAUUUUUUGUUAUGGUUUCCAAUUUCAAAAUGAUGUAUGAUGAAUUGUCAAAUCAAAUUGAAUCCAGAUCAGAUCGUGAUUAUGUGUUUAAACCAAAUAUAAAUGGAACGUGUUGCGAUGGCUUAUAAGAGACAAGAUGUUUAAAUAAUCAUAAUUCCCCUUUUUUUUCCCCACACACGAGUGACAUCAUAAUAUGUUACAAAACAUUCCCUACCAUUUAGACGAGGUCAAAUCCUCUCAUUUCUGUCAUAUGUUCCCUCAUGUUUGAACAAAAUGACCCAAGUGUGUUAUGUUUACACUGUGUUGUCAAACCAAGUUUAAUCCAGUUCUGCACAUUUGAAAGUAAUAUAACAUGUUCCGAUGACCUAUAGAGACUAAAUGUUGACAUAAUCUUUCUGGCCAAUCGUAUCCAAUUUGAAUGAAGUGCCCUAUGUGUACACAAAGCCCAAAACUGUAAUGUCAAAGCAAACUUCAUAAUAAUAAUAUUUCUGUCAAAUCUAAUUCACUUUGAAGUGUGCAAUGUGGACACUGAAAUGUCAAAACAAAAUUUAAUCCAAAUCCCGAUUUACACCAAAUGUAAAUGUAACAUUACAGAGUCAAUCCAGACUAAUCCAGUCUGGAUGAAAGUUGCUGUGUGUACACGUAGUCAGACGCUCUAAUGUCAAACCAAGUUUCAUCCGGAUCUGAUUUAAAUUGCAGAUUUAUGACAAAUGUAAAAUGUUCAUAUGGCGUAUGACACAAUUGUUCAAACAAUAUUUCUGUCAAAUCUUAUCCAACUUGAUUAAAAUGUACUAUGUGUGUACAGUAAUGUCAAAUCAAGUUGAAGCCAGAUUCGAUCCAAUUCUGCACAUUUAAAUGAACUAUAA